This is a messenger RNA of Brassica oleracea var. oleracea, 1498 nucleotides long. RefSeq lists its product as uncharacterized. The transcript has a single exon. Bases 39 to 1397 code for a protein of 452 amino acids. The record is from RefSeq and is a predicted model, not a curated record. Lineage: Eukaryota; Viridiplantae; Streptophyta; Magnoliopsida; Brassicales; Brassicaceae.
UUCUGAUUCAAAUAAUUGUUCAAGCAUUGAUUGUAAAAAUGGCAGAUGUGACUGUAAUUUCUUCAAGCAUUGUUCGACCCCAAAACCUAAACCAAUCUUGUCGAACAAAAAUCCAUCCCACUCCAUUUGAUCUUAAGCUUCUUUACGUUGAUUAUCCUCAAAGAGGUCUUCUCUUUCACAAACCCGACCCGGAAACCCAUAUCAUCUCUCGGUUAAAGACAUCUCUUUCAACUGCUUUAGACAUCUACUUCCCCUUCUCCGGUCGUCUUGUCAAAGAGGAGAAUCUUGAAGAUAACACUGUGUCGUUUUACAUCGACUGUGACGAGCACGGCUCAUCUGGUGCUAAGUUCGUCCAUGCCGAAUCCAAAUCAUUGUCGGUGAGUGACAUUCUUCAGCUUCAUGGCUCUGUUCCAGAUUUCAUGAGUCAUUUCUUCCCAUCUGUCGACGUUAAAAGCAUCAACGGCCUCACGGAGCCCUUGCUUGCGCUGCAAGUCACCGAGGUAAAAGAUGGUGUUUUCAUCAGUUUCGGUUAUAAUCACAUGAUCGCUGAUGGAGCUUCCAUUCGGAGUUUCUUUAAUACUUGGUCCAAGAUAUGCUCUGAUGAUUCCGACAAUCAGAAGAACCACAACCCUCUUAAACUCAGAGGAUGGUUCCUUGACGGGAUCAGUUUCCCGAUACGUGUCCCAGCUUCAGAGACGGCGGUCCCUUCUCCAAGACAAGAAACUUCUUUGCGUCCCACUUCGAAUGAAAGAGUUUUUCACUUCACAAAAAGGAAUCUUUCAAAUCUCAAAGCCAAAGCCAACAAUGAAGCUGGCUCCAGUGACCUGAUUAUCUCGUCCUUACAAGCGCUUUCUGCACAUUUAUGGAGGUCCACAGUCAGACACAGUGGUAUGAGCCGAGAUGAAGAAACGCAUUGCAAAUUAACCGUUGAUAUGAGGCAGAGACUAAACCCUCCUCUUGAGAAAGAGUGCUUCGGAAACUUGAUCCUCCUGGGGGUAGCUACGGUCACGGUUGGGGAACUGCUGGAUAAUCAGAUGGGUUGGGCUGCUUUGCAAAUAAGUAAAAUGGUGCACUCGCAAACGGAUGAAAAGUUCAAAACUUUUGCAAAGAAUUGGGUCAGAGACGUAAAGAUACUAGAAAAAGGUUGUGGGAGUCCAAAGGUUUUUGAUUCUGUGGUUAUGUCAAGCUCUCCUUGGUUUGAUGUGUAUGGAAACGAUUUCGGUUGGGGUAAGCCGAUUGCAGCUAGAGCUGGACCCGGAAAUAGUAUGAGAGGCAAGCUUGUGCUUUUUCAGGGGAUUGAAGAAGGAAGUAUUGAUGUUCAUGCGACCUUAUGUUCUCAUGUGCUUGUGAAGUUAUUGGCUGAUGUUGAAUUUUUAGAGAAUGUGACCAUUACUUGAUUCUAAUUUGAUUUGAGAAAUAAAGCUUGUCUUUUUCCCAAAUGAAGCUUGUAAUUCGGUGUCUAGGAAAUGGCAAGUAAAGAUAGUAAAAUAAUUCGGUA